Molecule: messenger RNA, 638 nt
Organism: Halichondria panicea
Lineage: Eukaryota; Metazoa; Porifera; Demospongiae; Suberitida; Halichondriidae
Product: signal recognition particle 14 kDa protein-like
Exons: 4
Coding region: 136-531 (131 amino acids)
Biological process (GO): SRP-dependent cotranslational protein targeting to membrane
Cellular component (GO): signal recognition particle, endoplasmic reticulum targeting
Molecular function (GO): endoplasmic reticulum signal sequence receptor activity; 7S RNA binding
Source: RefSeq, a predicted model, not a curated record
GUUCUAUUAAAACAAUUUCGGCCUAGGAACAGACUUACUGGGGGUGGGGCUCAAAGGCAAAUAGGCGGAGGAAUGGUGACUGAAGGAGAAAGUGUGAUAGGCAAGAAAAGAGUGUGCUAGCGUAUAGCUAAGAGUAUGGUACUAUUGGACAAUGAUACGUUUUUGACUGGACUUACAAAGCUGUUUCAGUCUACGAAAGUUUCUGGAUCUGUCUUUUUCACAAUGAAAAAAUAUAAUGGUCGCACUAAACCGGUACCAAGGAAGAAAAGUGCAUCAAAGGCCAGUGGUGGUUCCCCACGGAAGGGAUUGGGUGUAGCCUCAUCUCCGGAACCAGAGGAGAACCUCUGUUUGAUACGAGCCACUGACGGAAAGAAGAAAAUUAGUACUGUUGUUCAUGCAAAGGAUGUUACAAGGUUUCAAUUGGCGUAUGCUACCCUCCUCAAGACCAACCUAGAUGGACUGAAGAAACGAGAUAAAAAGACUGCCAAAGCUGCCGCUGCUAAGGCCAAGAAGUCAAAGGCUACUGUGUGAUGAACACUUAAUACAAUUACAAUUCACUGACACAUGUAAUUUUUCCAUAAAUCCACUUUUGUCAUUGUGCCUACAGUUAUACAUAAUUAUUAUGUGUGCAUGUAUAA